AUGUCUUCUUUAGAUUAUCAUCGUUCUUCUUAUGAUCACUUGGAUGAUCGUAAAAGACGUUUAACAGAUAGAGAUGAAUAUGAUUCUGGAAGACGUUAUAGCAAUGGUCGUGUUCGUAGUAAAGAUUCUGAUGAAUAUGUACACCGAUAUGAUUCUUCACGGGAUCAUGUAUCUUAUAAGAGAGCGGAUCCAUAUACGUUAAAUCACUUAGUUUCAUUUUCUGCUUUUAACGAAUGGUAUAAAUCAACGAACACGUCCACAGAUAUUGUAGAACAUGAGAUGUUUCAAAAAUAUGAAAUAUAUAAGCAAGAUCUUUAUGCAAGGCUUGCUAAACCUUUUGUUUAUGAACAUAUGAAUUCACCAUGGUUUAAAGAAAAAUAUUUACCUGAAUUUCGACAGUCUAUAUAUGAAAAAAUUAUUGAGAUUAAGAAAUCUGCCAGGGAUGCCUUUAUAAAGAUGUUGAAUAGCGGGAAAUUUGCUGAAUUUACCAUAGACAGUAGUGAAUCAGAAUUAGAUCAUGAACCAAUACCGAUAGAAAAUAUGAUUCAUGUUUUUGAAGAAAGUUUUGAUGAUAAUCUGAAAACAUAUAAUAAUGUCCUUUUAAUUAAAAAUGUUGCCCCGAAUGUUAGUUACGCGGAUCUUACUACGUUAUUAUCUGGAUGUCCCAUUGUAAAGAAUGUUGUACUAUCAAAUCCUAAUCCCUUUCGUGGUUUUGUGAGAGAAGCAUAUGUUGAAUUAAAUGAUACAAAUGGUGUCGAAAAUUUAAUCCAGACUAUUCAGAGUCAAAAGCCUAACGAAAAAGCUGGUCCAAUUACUGUUAUAUUUUAUAGUUCACCAUCUUGUCCAAGAAGAAUAUUGUUACCUCCUCUUAUGAAUACACCAGAAAAUCUUUCUGAAGAUUUAGAAUUUGCUAUUCAAACAGUUAAAAAAAUGGAUAAAAAAAUAGAUGAAAAUUUAGAUUUUACUGAAGAAAUUAAAGAUUAUAUGGUUUCUUUCUUUUCUAAUUCAUCAGGAGAUUUUAAUGAUGACCUUUAUAUGACGAAAAAAACUUUGGAUUUUUUAGUAGAAUAUUUACGUCAUGUUCAUUUUUUUCAUUUUUACACUGUUAACGAAUAUGACUCUAUUUAUGAGCUUGAAAAACAGUUCCCAGGACAAUUUGUUAGAUUAUCUAAUCAACAGAGUGAUUCUCAACUUUCUUUUAAACAAGAAUUAUGGAGAGCAAAAUUUGUUGAAAAAAUGAAGAUUUUUUUGGAACCAGACAAAGCAGAUCUUGUAAAACUUGGAGCUAAGCCAUUUGAUGAAGCAGUAGAGUCUAAAAUUGAAUCACAUAUUAAACAAGAAGAUGAAAAGAGAUUUCGUUGUUCUGUUAAUGAUUGUAAAAAACUUUUUAAAGGACCCGAAUUUGUUAAAAAACAUAUUGAAAAGCGACACUCAGAAUGGUUGAAUGAAGCAAAAAAAGAGUUCACCCUUUUAAAUAAUUAUGUUUUAGAUACAUCUCGUGUAUUUCCAGUCGAAGCAUAUUCAUAUUCUUAUUCAAAUUUUCAAAAAUAUUCUUAUAAGAAUAAUUCACAUAUUAUAACUAAAAAUAGUUUAGAAUUUUCCACAAAACCCUUAUCACAAUCACUCACUCUAGGAUCUUCAUAUUCUCAGUCUUCCUCAUCUGAAAAAAUAAAUAUGAACUAUGAUCAAGAUAUAAAUAAUAAAAGAUCUUUAUCAGGAAAAAGUCAAUACAAUAAAUCUAAAACUUUUAACGAAUAUAAAGGAAGAGGAGAAAAUACAAUGUCAAAAAACUAUAGAGAUCUCGAUAAUGUUGUAGAUGAAACACCUGAUUUAAAUUACUAA
Molecule: messenger RNA, 1842 nt
Organism: Pneumocystis jirovecii RU7
Lineage: Eukaryota; Fungi; Ascomycota; Pneumocystomycetes; Pneumocystales; Pneumocystaceae
Exons: 8
Coding region: 1-1842 (613 amino acids)
Biological process (GO): primary miRNA processing; mRNA processing
Cellular component (GO): nuclear body
Molecular function (GO): nucleic acid binding
Source: RefSeq, a predicted model, not a curated record